Messenger RNA from Erigeron canadensis, 718 nucleotides. RefSeq names its product dormancy-associated protein homolog 3. Bases 96 to 470 code for a protein of 124 amino acids. Lineage: Eukaryota; Viridiplantae; Streptophyta; Magnoliopsida; Asterales; Asteraceae. The record is from RefSeq and is a predicted model, not a curated record. The transcript has 3 exons.
CACUCAUUUUAGAUCACUCAAUUCUCUCAAAGAGUAGUUUACAACAAUCUAUUUUUUGCUCUUUAAAAUUUGGCUAAUAAUAAUAAUUAGCUAUUAUGAGUUUGCUUGAUCAGUUAUGGGAUGACACUGUUGCUGGUCCGAGGCCCGAGAAGGGCCUCGGAAAGCUGCGAAAACAAUCCACUUUUACUUUCGGAUCAUCGGAUUCCGGCAAGGAAUCUCAGCCGGCCGUGACGAAUGCGACGGUAGAUGAUUCAGGAAUGAGAGUAACAAGAAGUAUAAUGAUUGUAAAGCCAGAAAGGACGUUAAGUGAAACACCGCCGGCAUCACCGGCCGGAUCUACAACUCCGGUAUCUCCUUUCCCCGGAGGCAGAUCAGAGGCAUUCAGGUUUCGUAGGAAGUCUGCAUCGGACACUUUCGAAAAGGCAAGCGGCAUUGGAACCAGGAGCCCUCGUCCUCCUUACGACCUGUGAGAUGUGAUCUUUUGAACAGGCAACCGGGUAAUGGAGUCUUGUUGCAGGAAAUAGAUAUAUAGAGUUGUGCGUGUUUUUAAUGUAGAUAUAGGCCCCAAUGUAAAUAUGUACGUUUGGUGUAUGGAGGUUUGGUGAUCGAUCGAAGUUGUUUUUUUAGGUUUGUGUUUUUACUCGAACUUUUGUAAUGCAUGUACGACGGCUUUUUCUUUGCCUUUGAUAAGAAAACAUAUAUGAACCGUUUGUCUGCA